Macrosiphum euphorbiae (potato aphid) is the source of this 3240-nucleotide messenger RNA. The record is from the annotation of a GenBank genome assembly. Lineage: Eukaryota; Metazoa; Arthropoda; Insecta; Hemiptera; Aphididae.
AUGGCUACAAUGACAGAACAAGUGUCCAAGCUUUUGGAUUUUUCUCAAAAACUUGAUAUUACACUGUUAGAAAACAUUGUGGGUUGUAUGUAUACUGGCACUGGUGAUCAACAACGAGCUGCCCAAGAAGUAUUAACUACAUUGAAAGAGCAUCCUGAUGCAUGGACAAGAGUAGAUACUAUACUUGAAUUUUCAAAUAAUCAGCAAACAAAAUAUUUUGCUUUACAAAUAUUGGAACAAUUAAUUAAGACCAGAUGGAAAGUAUUACCUAGAAAUCAAUGUGAAGGCAUUAAGAAGUAUAUUGUUGCACUUAUCAUAAAAACAUCUUCAGAUCCUGCCACAAUGGAAAGAGAAAAAACUUAUUUAAACAAACUAAACAUUAUUCUCGUACAGGUAUUGAAACGCGAGUGGCCAAAAAACUGGGAAUCAUUUGUUGGGGAAAUUGUAGGAGCUAGCCGGACUAAUGAAAGUUUAUGCCAAAAUAACAUGGUUAUAUUAAAAUUGCUUAGCGAAGAAGUGUUUGAUUUUUCUGCUGGAAAUAUGACUCAAAUGAAAGCUAAACACUUAAAAGAUACUAUGUGUUCUGAAUUUGCACAGAUUUUUGAACUUUGUCAAUUUGUUCUAGGCUCUUCUCAAAAUGUGGCUUUAGUAAAUGCAACAUUAGAUACACUUCUUAGAUUCCUUAAUUGGAUACCACUUGGUUAUAUAUUUGAAACUGAUUUGAUUGAUACAUUGAUUUUUAAAUUCUUCAAUGUGCCUAUGUUUCGUAAUAUCACAUUGCAAUGUUUGACUGAAGUUGCUGCGGUGACUGUACCGAAUUAUGAUGCUGCGUUUGCAGGUCUUUUCUCCAAAACUAUGGCACAACUUGUACAGAUGUUACCCAUCCAUACAAAUAUUAAAGAAGCAUAUGCUUCAGGUCAAGACCAAGAACAAAAUUUUAUACAGAAUUUGGCAUUAUUUUUGUGUACAUUUCUCAAAGAGCAUGCUCUUUUAGUAGAAAAAAAUGGUUCUAAUGAAGAUUUAUUAAAAGCACUUCAUUAUUUGGUUAUGAUUUCGGAAGUUGAAGAAAUCGAAAUAUUCAAGAUUUGUUUAGAAUAUUGGAAUAGUUUGGCUGCUAGUUUGUACAGAGAAAAUCCAUUCGGACAACUGCAAAUAGUUGGCCUUUUCUCACUUUCUCCAACUAGCAGGCCGGAUGGUAACACUAUAUCCCCUAGACGUCAAUUUUAUGCACCAGUUAUAUCUCAAAUGCGGUAUAUAAUGAUCAGUCGUAUGGCUAAACCAGAAGAAGUUUUAGUAGUUGAAAAUGAAAACGGAGAAGUAGUUAGAGAGUUUAUGAAAGAUACAGAUGCUAUUAGUUUGUACAAAAGUAUGAGAGAAACACUUGUUUAUUUAACUCAUUUGGACUGUGUAGACACUGAACGAAUUAUGACGGAAAAGUUGCAUAAUCAAGUCAAUGGAAAUGAGUGGUCUUGGAAAAAUUUAAAUACUUUAUGUUGGGCGAUUGGUAGUAUUUCUGGAGCAAUGCAUGAAGAAGAUGAAAAAAGAUUUUUAGUCACAGCUAUUAAAGACUUAUUAGGAUUAUGUGAACAAAAAAAAGGCAAAGAUAAUAAGGCAAUUAUCGCUUCUAAUAUUAUGUAUGUGGUUGGACAGUACCCAAGAUUUUUACGAGCUCAUUGGAAAUUUUUGAAAACUGUUGUCAACAAAUUAUUUGAAUUCAUGCAUGAAACUCAUGAUGGUGUUCAAGAUAUGGCAUGUGAUACUUUUAUCAAAAUUGCAAUGAAAUGUAGAAGGUACUUUGUUCAAGUUCAAGUUGGAGAAGCUAUGCCAUUUAUUGAGGAAAUUCUUAAUUCAAUGGCAACAAUUAUCAGUGACUUGCAGCCACAACAAGUGCAUACCUUCUAUGAAGCUGUUGGUAUUAUGAUUAGUGCUCAAGUGAAUUCUAAGAUCCAAGAACAACUAAUUGAUAAAUAUAUGCUGUUGCCAAACUUAAUUUGGGAUGAUUGUAUCAGUCAAGCUUCAAAAGAUGUUGAAAUAUUAAAAGAACCAGAGUUUGUCAAACAAUUGGGUAAUAUUUUAAAAACUAAUGCUAGAGCAUGUAAAUCUCUAGGACAUCAAUAUGUUGUCCAAUUGGGUAGAAUAUACUUGGAUAUGUUGAAUAUUUAUAAUGUAAUGAGUGCAAAUAUUACUGAUGCCAUAGCGACUAAUGGAGAUAGUGUUACAAAACAACCAUUGAUUAAGAAUAUGAGAGUUAUUAAAAAAGAAACAUUACGCUUGAUAUCAGAUUGGAUUUCUAGAUCUAGUGAUAAUGCAAUGGUAUUAGAAAAUUUUAUUCCUCCGCUUUUGGAAACAGUAUUGGCUGAUUACAGCAAGACUAUGCAUCCAUCCGCUCGUGAACCAGAAGUUCUUAGUGCUAUGGCAACAAUAAUUGACAAACUACAAUCUGACAUAACCCCGGCAGUAUCUAAAAUUUUAGAUGCUGUGUUUGAGGCCACGCUUACAAUGAUAAAUAAGGAUUUUGAGCAAUUCCCUGAACACAGAACAAAUUUCUACCUCCUUUUACAAGCAAUAAAUAAUCAUUGUUUUGUUUCAUUCCUGUCCAUACCAGCUCCUCAGUUUAAAUUGGUUUUGGAUUCAAUAUUUUGGGCUUUUAAACAUACCAUGCGUAAUGUUGCUGAUACUGGAUUAUUGAUAUUGUACAAAUUAUUGCAGAAUGUUCAACAGCAUAAACAAGCAGCCCAGAGUUUCUAUGUAUCAUACUUUACUGAUAUCUUACAACAUGUUUUUUCUGUUGCCACUGAUACAUCUCAUACCGCAAGUUUAUUAAUGCAUGCACAAAUCUUAUCAUACAUGUUCAAAUUAGUGGAGAGCGAUAGGAUUGAAGUUUUGUUAAGUGCUCCAGGUGCACCUCCUGAUGGUGAAGUCACAGAUAAAAAUGUGGCCUAUGUUCGUGAUUUUGUAGCAUCACUGCUAAAGACAGCUUUCCCUCAUUUGGCUGAUGCACAAAUUGCUCUUACUGUACAAGGCAUGUUUAAUUUGAAUCAUGACCUAACAGCUUUUAAAGAUCAUCUUCGUGAUUUCCUUGUUCAGAUCAGAGAAUUUACCGGUGAAGAUAUAUCUGACUUAUACCUUGAAGAAAGAGAACAAGCUUUGAGGGCGGCUCAAGAAGAAAAACGCGAAGUACAGAAGACUGUGCCUGGCAUAUUAAACCCACAUGAAAUCACUGAUGAUAUGCAGGACUAA